CAAUCACGAAACGGGAUGCUAGUGAAGCUGUACGAGAAGGCAGAAAACUGUCACCAGAUAAACCAUUGCUCUCCAGAAUUCUCGGGGUGUCCUCCAAAAAUGAGCAGGAUUGCUGGCCUCCUACGGCGAAGCUUUGGAAUAGUACGUGAACAUGUCGGGACAGAUCACUUGGGGAAUAAAUAUUACUCUAUUCCCGAACAGAAGACGUGGACAGGGAGGCAGAUCCGUGCCAAGCGGAUGGUGGAGGCAGCCAAUCCUGCAGAGUAUGAAUAUAUGGAGGGCAGCAUUCCGAUAGAGUGGGAAGCUUGGAUCCGAGGUAGACGGAAGGAGCCUCCCUCCAUCGAGGAGCUGAUGAUGCACGAGUCCCAGAGGAACGAGGUCAAGCUGAAGGCGAUGGAGCUGGAGGAGAAAGAUCUGGCACUACAGGCUAAAGACUAUGAGGAAGGCCUAGUGGCGACUCCUGCCAGGACUGUGGCCAAGGGCCACGCAUCCGCCGCCGUCUUUGGCAAGGAGGAGCUCAGCGAGGAGCCAACCAGCACUGCAAACAAGUUCCAGCCCGGUUCCUGGAUGCCCACGUCAAAGAAAUAGCUCGAGACCUCCACAGAGACUGAGACAUGAGGCAGUGCAAAGUAAAAUACAGUCCAAACGUUAGCAGUGAGUACUUUGUUUAGGAUUGAAAUUCUUCUAUGGAAGAGUUUCUGUUAUCAAAUUGAAGACUUUAACUAAAUAUAGAAUGAUCUGUUUUUAGGUUUAAAGAAAGUCUGAAAAAAAAUUAGUGUGAUUUUACUUUAAAACUGAUUGAUAGAAUCAGUCAUUCUAUCAGACUUUAUUUAUAGAGCACUUUUCUUACACUCAGGUGCAACACAAUGCUUUAUAGAUGUUAAAAACAGAAAGAAGGGACAGCGAACCACAACAGACACAAUGAGAUUUACCAAAGUGAUCAAAUCAGGGCAAGUGCAGUUGUAUAAUUAUAUUGAUAAAUCUGAUUUAAACAAAUGGUCUCCACAUUUCUACUACCAGAACAUACAAUAAUAUUUCACUAUAAUUUCAUAAGCAAUCCUUUCAUUCACUCCAGCAGAUUUCUGUCAAAAUUCAACAGAGAAUCCAA
Messenger RNA from Xiphophorus hellerii (green swordtail), 1108 nucleotides. RefSeq names its product NADH:ubiquinone oxidoreductase complex assembly factor 2 (gene ndufaf2). Bases 16 to 588 code for a protein of 190 amino acids. Gene Ontology annotation, biological process: mitochondrial respiratory chain complex I assembly. The transcript is spliced from 4 exons. Gene Ontology annotation, cellular component: respiratory chain complex I; mitochondrion; membrane. The record is from RefSeq and is a predicted model, not a curated record. Lineage: Eukaryota; Metazoa; Chordata; Actinopteri; Cyprinodontiformes; Poeciliidae.